Molecule: messenger RNA, 2379 nt
Organism: Lacerta agilis (Sand lizard)
Lineage: Eukaryota; Metazoa; Chordata; Lepidosauria; Squamata; Lacertidae
Product: vomeronasal type-2 receptor 26-like
Exons: 8
Coding region: 1-2379 (792 amino acids)
Biological process (GO): G protein-coupled receptor signaling pathway
Cellular component (GO): membrane
Molecular function (GO): G protein-coupled receptor activity
Source: RefSeq, a predicted model, not a curated record
AUGAUAACGAAAUUUUACCAGCACAUCCUUUCCUUGGCAUUUGCUGUGGAUGAGAUCAACAAGAACCCCAUGCUCUUGCCCAAUGUUACACUUGGCUUCCACAUCUAUGACAGCUACUAUGAUGCAAUGGCAACUUAUCGUACCACCUUAGAUCUCCUCUUCAAGUCACAUAAAUUUGUUCCCAAUUACAUAUGUGACACACGGGAAAAUGUCAUAGCCGUCAUUGGUGGUCUUGGCUCUGAUAUUUCUUCCUUUAUGGCAGACAUUUUAGGUUUCUAUAAGAUUCCACAGCUCCAUCCUUUUCUUCAAGGCAGUUCCUUUAACAAUUCAGCCGAAGAAACUGUGUCCUUUAAUGAUAAGCAGGAAACAGAGGGUGGAUUUGACAUCAUGAAUAUUAUAAUAUUUCCAAAUCAGUCCUACCAGAAAGUGAAAGUUGGUAGGAUGGAUCCCAAUGCACCUGAAGGAAGAGAAUUAAUCAUUAAUGAAUAUAAAAUUGUGUGGUACGAAGAUUUAAACAAGACGCUCCCCCUUUCCGUGUGCAACGAACACUGCCAGCCUGGUAGUCAGAAGAAAAGGAAGGAAACAGAAAAAUUUUGCUGCUACGAUUGCAUUCCUUGUGCAGAAGGGAAGAUUUCAAACAAGAAGGAUGUGGCUGACUGCUUCCAGUGCCCAGAAGAUGAAUUUCCAAACAAGGACAGAAAUGAGUGCAUCACUAAAGUUAUAAGUUUUCUGUCUUUUGAUGAACCUUUAGGGAUCACUUUGGCCUCAGCUGCUCUCUUUUUUUGCCUGAUCACAGCCAUAGUGUUAGGAAUUUUUAUUAGGCACAAAGACACACCCAUUGUCAAGGCCAAUAACAGGGACCUCACUUACGCGCUCUUGGUCUCCCUCCUGCUCUGCUUCCACUCUUCUUUACUGUUCCUUGGAGAACCAGGGAAGGUCUCCUGCCUCCUCCGACAACCCACUUUUGGCACCAUCUUCUCGGUGGCUGUUUCAUGUGUGCUGGCAAAAACCAUCACUGUAGUUGUAGCUUUCAUGGCCACCAAACCCGGGUCCAGCAUGAGGAAAUGGGUGGGCAAAGGACUAUCCAAUUCUAUUGUCCUUUGUUUUGCUCUUAUUCAAGCAUGUAUUUGUAUUGUGUGGUUAGCAACCUCUCCCCCAUUCCCUGAUUUCGACCUUCACUCAGCAACUGAAGAAAUCGUUCUGCAAUGUAAUGAAGGGUCAGUCGCCAUGUUUUACUGUGUCUUGGGUUACAUGGGCCUCUUGGCCAUUGCCAGCUUCACUGUGGCAUUCCUAGCACGCAAGUUACCAGAUAGUUUUAAUGAAGCAAAGUUCAUUACAUUCAGCAUGUUGGCCUUUUGCAGUGUGUGGGUGUCCUUUGUUCCAACUUAUCUGAGCACAAAAGGAAAAAACAUGGUGGCAGUGGAGAUCUUCUCCAUCUUGGCCUCCAGCGCUGGGUUAUUGGGUUGCAUCUUCUCCCCUAAAUGUUACAUUAUUUUGCUGAAGCCUGAAUUGAACAACAGGGAGCAAAUAGUAAGGAGAAAGAUGGUCCAUGCCCUCCUCUUUUCUGCCUCAGUAGGACACUUCUUUGUUAAAACCAUGAAGUUCCUGCUGUUCUUGUUUCCUUUGGUGGCCUUUGAAAAAUGGGUCCUUUCCAAUGUUCAGCUUGUAUCUUCUGGGCCAGGAACAGUGAGACCUGGAGAGAACCUCCGUCUGCUCUGUAAAGUUACUGGUGUCUCCAUCACUGAUUCAACUUAUGCUUGGAACUGGAUCCGACAGCCUUCUGGCAAAGGUCUAGAGUGGGUUGCAAGAAUAUACCCCUAUAAUGGGGGGAAAUGGUUUGCUGCUUCUCUUCAGAGCCGUGUGACCAUUUCUUCAGACAACUCCAAGAACGAAUUCUCCCUCCAGCUGAACUCCCUGACAGCUGCCGACUCAGCCGUGUAUUUCUGUGCUCGAGAUGGCACAGUGACACAUGAUCUUUAUUCCUCACUUGUUCCCAGUGCAGGUCUUUAUCUCCCCUGCCAGUUCUGGGCAAAACAGUUUAAGAGGGAUGUUGGGGCCUUCUCGGACAUUCAGCUUGCAUCUUCUGGACCAGGAACAGUGAGACCUGGAGAGAAUCUGAGCUUUGUCUGUAAAGUGACAGGUUUCUCUAUUUCUACUUCUGCUUCUUAUGCUUGGGACUGGUUCCGUCAGCCUCCUGGGAAAGGUCUAGAAUGGAUUGCAGCAAUAAAUCACAACUCUGGGGGCAAAUGGUAUGCCCCUUCUCUAAAAAGCCGAACAACCAUUUCGUCAGAUGCCUCCAAGAAUGAGUUCUAUCUCCAGCUAAACUCCAUGACAGCUGCUGACACCGCUGUGUAUUUCUGUGCCCGACAUACACAGUGA